CACAAGCAUAGGACAUCCAACGCCGCACUUUCACGAGAACGUCCGACGGAAGAUAUUAAUCGGAACGGAGUCAGAUCGUCAACUUUUCCUGACGGAGGCACCCGUAGUGGAGACGGACUCAGAAACUUUCAAGGAUACUAAGACUUUGAAGUGAAUUCAACAUGGACAACAACGCACUCGGAGACGAGAGAAUGAUUAGCGAUAAAUUAAAGUACGUAUACAGGCCUGGGCACACCAAGGAAGAAGUCAGGGAUUCUUACAGCACUUGGGCGGAUAUAUACGAAAAUGAGCUCAACCCCGAUCGAUAUAAGGGCCCCGUAUUGGCAGCUAUCGAAUGUUGUGGAGUGAUACCUGAAUCAAGGAGAGCGAAUGCUCUGGUGCUCGAUGUAGCUGCUGGAACGGGAUUGCUUGGCAUAGAGAUGCAGCAGAAAGGCUUCAAAAAUAUCCAUGCAUUGGAUCCUUCAACCAAAAUGUUAGAGAAAGCCAGGGCUAAGAAGGUUUAUCAGAAAUUCUUCAGGGAAUUUAUAUCAGAGGAGCAGCUGUCGACAGUGGACGAAGACACCUAUGACAUCGUGGUGUCAUCCGGAGGAAUGGGCCAAGGUCACAUCCCAGCAGGAGCAUUAUGGGAAAUGUUAAGAAUCACCCGAAAAGAGGGAUUCGUCAUUUUUUCGAUGCGAGAAGAAUAUCUGAGACAUCCGGAAUAUGACGGUGUACUUGAGGCUUUGAUGAACAAAAUGGAGGAAACUGGGAAAUGGAGGAAAAUAAAGAAAAAUGUCGUCCCAAACUAUUAUGCUGAAAAAGAUGGAGCAGUUUAUGUUUUUAAGAAAGAAUAACUUGUACAAGUAGAAUCAACAAGUUACGAUUCCAACUUACACUGACGUUCUAUAGAUUUACAAUGAACUGGAUUGCUAAUACUUUCUGUAAAAUGCCUAGGAUCUUAUGGAGUGUAGGAAGUGUAUAUUGGUAAAGUAGCUAUAACACAUCACUCUAAGAUAUAUAUAUAUAUAUUUAAAGCUUUUAGAUCAAAAGAACUGUAAAUCUAUUUAAUUGUAUUUAAUUGUUUUAAUCGGGGCAUUAGCAUAAGAUUAUGUCAAAAAUUGAACAUGCCAUUAAUUAAAAGUAUUGUUAUACAUA
This is a messenger RNA of Pecten maximus, 1134 nucleotides long. Its product is annotated as methyltransferase-like protein 27. NCBI's taxonomy places the organism in Eukaryota, Metazoa, Mollusca, Bivalvia, Pectinida, Pectinidae. The coding region runs from base 162 to 833 and encodes 223 amino acids. The record is from RefSeq and is a predicted model, not a curated record. The transcript is spliced from 6 exons.